AGCACAGUCUUCUCAGGACUGAAAUGCUUUAUUCUAACCAGACUUAGGGUUCAGUUUUUGGGUGGCCCCUGCUCUCCAUGAGGUGAAGCUGGGAGGGCAGUGGAGGCCUGGGGCAGAGGUCAGAUGCUGCCCAAGCAGGGUGGCACAGUGCUCUGGUGACAAACACUCCACAGGCAUUUCUUUCCCUUUUUCUGCCAGCUCCUUGGCAAAGGAGUGUUUUAAGGAGGAGUCCAGAGGAAUCAAAUGGGUUGGAAUGGGCAACUGGCACAAGAGUGAGCCACCACAGGGGCAGGAGCUGGAUUCAGCAUGGCCCAGGGGGCAGCUGGAGUGAGAGGGGUCUGUGGAGGGCCUGAGCACACUCCCCGCAGUCCUGGGGCUGGCUCUGACCCUGGCCACCCUCGCAGGCCAGCCCUGCUCCCUGGGCAGGGGCAGUGGGACAGGCUCUGUCUGCUCCUGGUCCCCCGCCACCCUCAGCCAUGCAGCUCCCUGACAGUAAACAUGAACUACGUUGAGCCCAGGCUCUCCUGACCCUAGCUCUAGCUCCUAAGGGACUCCCUAAGCCUGGCCUGAUCCCCCACAGGACUCCCACUGCCAUAGGAAAGGCUGGGGACAGUCCCCAUGACUGGAUCUGGGCCCAGCACUGAACUCCCAGGCUGGGAAAGGGAGGGCAAAUUGAGACCCCGUCUUCGUCUCCCUUCAGAGCUUGGGAUUUCUGCCACCCCACAUCACUACCCUGGAGACCACAAGGGUGGCUGUCAUGGGGCUCCCUCCAGGUCUCGAGCAUUUAUCACUUAAAGGAAGAAAAAGCCUUGCAGGUCCAGGAAUCUCCUCCCAGCCUGAGGAAGAAAUAAAACACAGCUUGGAUCUGUCAUUUGCUGCUUGCUGCCAUGACGUCAGCUUGGGGCUGAACCUUCCACCUGUUGCUCGGACCUUAAACGAGCUGACGCCAGAAGAGAAAAGCACUUUCUCUUGAGUUUAGCAGCAAGUAGCAGCAGCAACAGAAGUCGCAAUGAGGUGCUGUGUAGUCCUUGCUGUCCUGCUCAGUUUGGUGCUCUUUUCGAAAGCAACGGACUUCUGCAACCCAGACCCUUGUGGAAAAAAAUUGGCUAGUUGUGUUGCUUUAUAUAGCAAUUAUACCUGCCAGUGCCAAUAUGGAUUCUACUAUAGCAAUGGGAAUUGUCAUGCAGGGAAAAUAUUCCCAGGUGUCAUUACACUGACAGGAUCUUACAGUAGCAGUGUUCAAACUGUAAAUUCUCUGGAAUAUGAAGAGGUGUUGAAAAAUAUAACAAUAUGGUUUAAGGAUGCCUUCAAAGAUUUAGAUGGCUUUGCAGAGACUGUCAUCGUGGAAAUUCAACAGAUUCAGAAAGAAAGCAGAGCUUCUUCUCGACUGAGUGUCACAGUGACAAACCUGUUUAAGGACAACUCAAAUGUAACCAAUGUAACAGUUACUAAUGCAAUAUAUGCUGAAAUAAAUGAAUCGAACUAUGUCUCUGCAUACACAGUUGCAACAUACUGUGCUGCUUUUAAAUGUGAUACUCAAACUACAUACUGCAAAGAAGCUAUGUAUCCAGAAUGCUUAUGCCAGGAUGAUUUUGCAAAGACAGAAUGGGAUGAACGUUCUUGUUCAGACUGCAGUGAAAGCUGUUCUUCAGAACAAAACAAGUACUGUGAAAGAGUAGGAGCGGUUCCAACAUGCAAAUGCAUGGCUAACUUUAAAAAGAAGAAUGAUAACUGUGUACCCUGUCCAGUGGGCUACUCUGGGGAGGACUGCAAGGACAGUACAGAACUCAUCCUUAUAAUAGUGGGUACAGUGCUUGGAGCCAUAAUCCUGAGUUUGCUGAUAGCAGUCUCUAUUGUUUCAGCAAGAAACAAGCACAGGCAAGAUCCAGAGCAGAAAAGACUGAUAAAGUCAGGAUAUUCCAACUCAAAUACCUGUGCUGAUGGACAGACCAGGAUGUUCCCUCGAGUCCAGACCACUUCUGGCCAUGUGAACCCAGGGUAUCAGCCAAACAACCCGUAUGAGAUGCGUUCAACAAACAGAGGUCAAUAUGAUGAUUUGUAUGAAAUAUCACGGGAGCAUGAGGGCUUUAGGAUGCAGAGCAAAUAUUAAGUGACCAGAGCGGUAUAAAGAUGGAUGACCACCACAGCAAUGGGUCAGACCAAAUUGUUUCACAGCCUCUCACCAAUGCAGAUACUUCAGCACAAGAGACAACAAAAUCUACAGCCCCAGCUUCUCUGAAGAUUUUCUAAAGGAAAACCCCUGCUUGAAAGAGAUCAUGGACAACUCUCUGAAAUAAGAGAAAAUGAAGCAGAGGGUAGGAGGAAGACAAUGACUCUCACAAGAGUUAGGGGGCUCCAGUGAACACCAGAAUUCCUUCAGGCCAGUACAAUGGCAAGAAAGUGAGUGUAGACAAGAUACCAGGGGUUUAACCUGCUGUUUUUCAGUUCUUCUGGAAGAUGGUCCAGGCAAUAUGUGUGAUAGUGAAAAUGUCAUCGCCCUGAUCUUUGCCUACAUUUGUGCUCACUCUAUUUCAUCUAGAGGCAGCCUGCAUGGCUUUGGGAAGAUCAAAACUGUUCUUCAUGAGAACCUAACCUUUUUCUUUAUACUACACCAGAUACAGUCUUUCUCCCCCCCCCCAACCCCCUAAAAUUUCCUAUGUGAAAGCAUUCUGUUCAGAUCUCUGCUGACAUGUGUUGUGAGAGACAAUGGUACUUGUCUGAUCUUUUACACAGCCUUCCUUCCCAAUACAAUGACAAGAAACAAUAUCUUCAAACAAACACUAUUGUUCUUCAUCUUGCACAACCACAUUGAUUUUACAUUCUCAGUUCCUGUGGAAAGUGUUAGCAUUUUUUUCUCUUAUACUCUUUGUGUUUUCAUUGAAUGAUUUUGUUUGAGGGGCUUUUUUUUCUUUCUUUUUUUUUAUUACUCAGACACAAUAAAUCCGUAAAAGAAUCCACAUUUUAUCAUACUUUACUGAGUAUGAAUUAUCCAUUGACUAGCAUUAACAUUUCUGUGAAUAUAUUUAUAAUAUAUAUAUGCACAAAUAUCUACAUAUAUUUAAAGGUUAAACCCAUUUACAGCAUCACUUAAUUCCAUGUUAUAUUUUGUGUUUUGGUUUUUAACUUUUCCUAUUAAAAUUUUUCCUAUUAAACAUUAUUGUUUCACAGUA
This is a messenger RNA of Pezoporus flaviventris, 3170 nucleotides long. RefSeq names its product mucin 13, cell surface associated (gene MUC13). The record is from RefSeq and is a predicted model, not a curated record. NCBI's taxonomy places the organism in Eukaryota, Metazoa, Chordata, Aves, Psittaciformes, Psittacidae. The transcript is spliced from 12 exons. Bases 1010 to 2110 code for a protein of 366 amino acids.